Molecule: messenger RNA, 897 nt
Organism: Thermothielavioides terrestris NRRL 8126
Lineage: Eukaryota; Fungi; Ascomycota; Sordariomycetes; Sordariales; Chaetomiaceae
Exons: 4
Cellular component (GO): zeta DNA polymerase complex
Source: RefSeq, a predicted model, not a curated record
CUGCCGCUCGACCACGGGCACAUCCUGCUCACCUCGUUCAACUCGUUCCUCACCGUCGCCAUCCACAACAUCCUCUACUACCGCGACAUCUACCCGCGCUCCACCUUCCUCUCCACGAAAGCCUACAACCUCCCGGUGCACCAGAACCGCCACCCCAAAGUCUGCGCCUGGAUCCGCGACGCCGUCGACGCUGUCGCAGCCCAGCUCUCGACCGGCCACGUCUCGCGCAUCGCCAUCGUGAUCCACACCCCGCCAGACACCCACCUUCCCUACCCCAAACCACACAACCUCCCCUCCCGGGGAGAAGAAGACCAAGCACAAGAAGAAGACGAACCCUUCAUCAAACCCGGCACCGUCCUCGAGCGCUGGCUGAUCGACACCUCGCGCUUCCCCGCCUGGCCCACCCCCACCACCACCACCACGGCCAACCCCCCAUCCGCAGCCGCCACCUCCAAAGCAAUGCAGGACUUCUCGCGGGUGCUCGCGCGCGACGCCCGCUCCGAAGACACGCGCGAGCGGCAUCUCGCGCCGCCGCCUGCCGAUGCCUCGGCCCAGGCCCAGGCCCAGGCCCUGCGCUGGCCCGACCUGGACGAGCAGCUGCGCGGCGCGCUGCGGCGGAUGGCGGCCACGGCCGAGGCGAUGGAUGGCGGGGAGGAGCACCGGUGUACGUUUAGUGUGGCCGUGGAGUUGGAUGAGGAGGGGAGGGCGCCGAUUGGGCAUCCGCAGGCUUGGAUCCCGUCGGAGCCGAACUUGCAGCCUGCGAGUCGGAGGGGGAGGCCGGUUGCGGGGGAAGAUAUCGGCGGGGUACGGACGCGGCCGAUCCGCGCAGUCGAGGCGGGGCCCUUGUUCUUUGAGUGCUGGGUUGAGGAAAGCCGGGCGAAGGAGGUGUUGAGGAAG